Drosophila innubila is the source of this 287-nucleotide messenger RNA. RefSeq names its product larval cuticle protein 65Ag1-like. Gene Ontology annotation, molecular function: structural constituent of chitin-based larval cuticle. The coding region runs from base 1 to 267 and encodes 88 amino acids. Lineage: Eukaryota; Metazoa; Arthropoda; Insecta; Diptera; Drosophilidae. Gene Ontology annotation, cellular component: chitin-based extracellular matrix. The transcript is spliced from 2 exons. The record is from RefSeq and is a predicted model, not a curated record.
AUGAAGUUCCUCAUCGUCUUCGUCGCCCUCUUCGCUGUGGCUCUGGUAGCACCUGCUGACUCGGCAAUUUUAUGUUGCAGUUUUGAAACAUCUGAAGGCCAGUCCGCCCAAGAGGAGGGCGAACUUAAGGAUAUUGGCACAGAGCAUGAGGCUCUUUCCGUUCAUGGCAGUUACAAAUACAUUGGCGACGAUGGUAAAACCUACGAAGUCACCUAUAUUGCCGAUGAGAACGGUUUCCGGCCUCAGGGCUCUCAUAUUGUCAAUUAAAUGAUUGAUUAUUGAGCAAA